Messenger RNA from Hippocampus zosterae (dwarf seahorse), 6779 nucleotides. RefSeq names its product protein tyrosine phosphatase receptor type T (gene ptprt). The transcript is spliced from 36 exons. NCBI's taxonomy places the organism in Eukaryota, Metazoa, Chordata, Actinopteri, Syngnathiformes, Syngnathidae. The record is from RefSeq and is a predicted model, not a curated record. Bases 479 to 4939 code for a protein of 1486 amino acids. Gene Ontology annotation, molecular function: protein binding; protein tyrosine phosphatase activity. Gene Ontology annotation, cellular component: membrane. Gene Ontology annotation, biological process: protein dephosphorylation.
GUCCUAUCUUUCAUUCCUUCCUGCUUUCCUUGUUCCCUUACAUCCUUCCUUCCUCCCUCUCUUCAUUCCUUCAAUCAUUCCUCAUCCCAACCCUGUUUUAAAUCAUGCUCUUAUUUUGAAACCGAGCGAACCCGAACCUCCCUGCUGAUCUUCUGCGCGCGACCUGCCGACGCGGGCGCGAGCGCGCCUGUCAGCGGAGGUGCGCGAGCCUCCUCCUCCAGCAGCAGUCAGUCUGACAGUCACACAGUCCACCGGCAAGUCAGUUCGCGUACCCACGCCGACAUCCGCGCAACUUUCUCGCUUGGCGCAAAUGUGACACUGAAGUCCAUCAUUUGGAUUUUCUCCUGACUUUUUUCUUUGUUGUUGUUAUUUUUUUUGGGGGGGUGUGGGCAGUGCAAUAGCGAGGAGGCGCGAGCAUGUGAAACAAGUUAUACGAACGAAAGGAUAACAAAAAAAAAAAAUUGAAGCAGAAGAAGAGAUGGACGCGGGGAAACACGUGCUGAUUUGGCGCGUACUUUUCUUCUACUUGGCGCCCGUGGGACUUACUGGCGCGCAGUUUUUCCCAGGUGGUUGUACCUUUGAGGACUCGUACAGCAGCUGUGGCUACAGUGUGUCGCUGGGAACCAGCGGCUUUACGUGGGAGCAGGACCGAACCACGCACACAGGCGGCAUGAUGGCGGUGAACGCGUCGGGCCGGGCGUCGGGUCAGCGCGCGCACCUCUACAUGCCCAAGCUGAAGGAAAACGACACCCACUGCAUCGACUUCCUCUACUCCAUCUCGGGCCGCGACGGCGCCAGCCCCGGCACCAGCCCCGGCACCAGCCCCGGCACCCUCAACGUCUACAUCAAGGUGAACGGCGGCGCUCAGAGCAACCCCGUGUGGAACGUCAGCGACACCGUCACCGACGGAUGGCUCAAGGCCGAGCUCGCCGUUUCCACCUUCUGGCCCAACUCCUAUCAGGUAAUAUUUGAAGCCGUUUCCGUCCAGGGCCACCCGGGAGUCAUCGCCGUUGACGAUAUUCGAGUUCUGGCUCAUCCCUGCCGAAAGGCGCCUCACUUCCUGCGUCUUCAGAACGUGGAGGUCAACGUGGGUCAAAAUGCCUCCUUCCAGUGCACGGCGGGGGGCAAGUGGUCUCAACACGAUAAACUCUGGCUGCAGCAGUGGAACGGCAAAGACACGGCCCUGAUGGUGACGCGGGUGGUCAACCACCGCCGCUUCUCGUCCACCGUCAGCGUGGGCGACACGUCGCAGCGCGGCACCGGUCGCUACCGAUGCGUCAUCCGCACUGACGGGGGCUCUGGGGUCUCCAACUACGCCGACCUGAUCGUCAAAGCUCCGCCCACCCCCAUCGCUCCACCCGAGCUCCUGGCCGUGGGCGCCACCUACCUGUGGAUCAAGCCCAACGCCAACAGCAUCAUCGGUGACGGUCCCAUCAUCCUAAAGGAGGUGGAGUACCGCACCACCUCGGGAAACUGGGCCGAGACCCAUGUGGUGGACGCGCCCACCUAUAAACUGUGGCACUUGGACCCCGAUGUGGAGUAUGAGAUCAAGGUGUUGCUGUCCAGACCCGGAGAAGGGGGGACGGGACCCCCGGGACCGCCUCUGGUCACCAGAACCAAAUGCGCUGAUCCCGUCCACGGUCCGCAGAAUGUGAACGUGGUGGACGUCCGUGCGCGACUCUUGACCAUCCAGUGGGAAACGUUCGGUUACGCCAUCACGCGAUGCCACAGCUACAAUCUCACGGUGCAGUACCAGUACGUGUUCAAUCAGCAGGAGUUUGCGUCCGAGGAGCUGAUCCAGACGUCUUCUCGCUACACCUUGAGGGACCUGCGGCCGUCCGUCACCGUGAGACUGCGACUGGUCCUGGCCAACGCCGAGGGCAGCAAGGAGAGCGAGGAGAUCGUCAAGCAGACGGAGGAAGACGUGCCCGGCUCUGUGCCCAAGGAGUCCCUGCAGGACACGCCCUACGAGGACAAGAUCUUCCUGCAGUGGAAAGCGCCAAACGAGACCAACGGAGUCAUCACCCAAUACGAGAUUGUCUAUAAAGGUCUGAGCUCUCUGGACCCCAGUGCCGACCUGACCAACCAGUGGGGGAAGGUGACCAAGCCCACCAAUGAGACUCACCACCUGUUUGUUGCCCUCCACCCGGGCACCACCUAUUUCUUCACCCUCAAAGCCUCCACCAGCAAGGGGGCUGGCCCACCCGUCAACACCCACAUUACCACCAAGAUAGCAGCCCCCAUGAUGCCGGAAUAUGAAUCCGAGGCGCCUCUCAACGAGACCGAGUCCACCAUCACCGUCCUCCUUAAGCCUGCCAAGUCGCGGGGAGCGCCCAUCAGUUCCUACCAGCUGGUGGUCAAGGAGGAGCGCAAGUCCAGGUCACGUCGAGCCUCCUCGGAGAACCCCGAGUGCUUUGCCGCGCCCUUCAGCUUCCGCAACGCCUCCUCCUCCAACUCGCCGUACUACAUGGCAGCGGAGCUGCCACCUUCCAAUCUGCAGGCAGCCAAGCCGUUCACGGUGGGCGACAACAAGAGCUACGGAGGCUUCACCAACCCACCCUUGUCCCCCUCCAAAAGCUACAGCAUCUACUUCCAGGCCCUUAGCAGAGCCAACGGGGAAACCAAAAUCAACUGCGUGCGUCUGGCGAACAAAGGCGCCUCCACGCAGGAUUCCGACGCCAUGGAGCCGGAAAAACCCGUGGACGGCACGGUCAAGUUGGCGGGCGUGAUUACGGGCAUUCUCAUGUUCAUCGUCAUCCUUCUCGGCCUCGUCCUCACCUUCAAGCGCAGAAGACAUGCUUAUUCCUACUCUUAUUACCUGAAGUUGGCCAAGAAGCACAAGGAGACGGUGAGUAGCUCCACUCAGCAGAGGGAGAUGGGGCCGGUCAACACGGCCGACAAGAGCACCACCAAAGUCAGCACGCUGCACAAGGACGACCCUUUCUCCACCUCCAGCCAGGACCUCAACGGAUUCACCUCCCCCUCUUCCUGCUCUUUCUCCAUGCAGGGAAGCAAGACGCUGCAGAGCAAAUCCCUGCUCAAUUCCUACUACUCAGUGUCUAAAGAACCUGUACCUGCCACCGCGUCUCUGGACAGCAGCCAGCCAUCGCUCGCCCAGCCCUCCCUGACGCUGCAAAGCUUCCCAUACGGCGGCCGCGAGUCGGUGGAGCUCGCCUACCAAAGCGGUCAGUUCCAGGCGGGUCAGUUCCAGCCGGCCAUCCGCGUGGCCGACCUCCUGCAACACAUCACGCAGAUGAAAUGUGGACAAAGCUACGGCUUCAAGGAGGAAUACGAGGCUCUGGCGGAGGGACAGACGGCACCGUGGGAAACAGCCAAAAAAGAUGAGAACCGCAACAAGAAUCGCUAUGGUAACAUCAUUGCCUACGAUCACACCAGAGUGCGACUGCAGCUGCUCGACGGAGAGCCCCACUCCGACUACAUCAACGCCAACUUCAUUGACGGCUACCACCGGCCCAGACAUUACAUCGCCACACAAGGUCCCAUGCAGGAGACGGUGAGGGAUUUCUGGAGGAUGGUGUGGCAAGAGAACUCGGCCUCUAUCGUCAUGGUGACCAACCUGGUGGAGGUGGGCAGGGUCAAGUGUGUCCGCUACUGGCCCGACGAGACGGAAGUUUACGGCGACGUCAAAGUCACCCUGGUGGAGACGGAACCGCUGGCCGAGUACGUCAUCCGCACGUUCACCGUGCAGAAGAAGGGUCACCACGAACUACGAGAGCUGCGCCAGUUCCACUUCACCAGCUGGCCCGACCACGGCGUUCCUUGCUAUGCCACCGGGCUGCUGGGCUUCAUACGCCAGGUCAAGUUCCUCAACCCGCCAGACGCCGGGCCCAUUGUGGCACACUGCAGCGCCGGUGCGGGCCGGACAGGCUGCUUCAUCGCUGUGGACAUCAUGCUGGACAUGGCCGAGAACGAAGGCGUGGUGGACGUCUUCAACUGCAUCCGCGAGCUCAGGUCGCAAAGAGUCAACAUGGUGCAGACGGAGGAGCAGUACGUGUUUGUCCACGACGCCAUCCUGGAGGCGUGCCUGUGCGGCAACACCGCCAUCCCCGUGUGCGACUUCCGAGCCAUCUACUACAACAUCAGCAGGCUGGACCCUCAGACCAACUCCAGUCAGAUUAAAGACGAGUUCCAGACCCUCAACAUAGUGACCCCUAGAGUGCGACCGGAGGACUGCAGCGUGGGUCUGCUGCCCCGGAACCACGACAAGAACCGGAGCAUGGACGUCCUCUCGGCCGACCGCUGCUUGCCAUUUCUCAUCUCGGUGGAUGGCGAGAGCUCCAACUACAUCAACGCGGCACUCAUGGACAGCCACAAGCAGCCAGCGGCCUUCAUCGUUACCCAGCAUCCUUUGCCAAAUACCAUGGGUGACUUCUGGAGGCUGGUCUUUGACUACAACUGCUCUUCCAUCGUUAUGCUCAACGAGAUGGAUGCCGCCCAGCUGUGCAUGCAGUACUGGCCAGAGAAGAGCUCGUGCUGUUACGGUCCCGUCCAGGUGGAGUUCAUCUCAGCAGACAUCGAUGAUGACAUCAUCAACCGCAUCUUCCGGAUCUGCAACAUGGCCCGGCCUCAGGACGGCUACCGGCUGGUGCAGCAUUUCCAGUUCAUUGGCUGGCCGGCCUACAGGGACACGCCCCUUUCCAAGCGUUCCAUCCUGCAGCUGGUACGACGACUGGCCAAGUGGCAGGAGCAGUACGACGGCGGAGACGGCCGCACGGUGGUGCACUGCCUCACCGGCGGUGGGCGUUCGGGAACCUUCUGCGCCAUGUGCAGCAUCAACGAGAUGAUCCAGCAGCAGAACAUCGUGGAUGUUUUUCACACGGUCAAGACGCUGCGCAACAACAAGACCAACAUGGUGGAGACCAUGGAACAAUACAAGUUCUGCUACGAGGUGGCUCUGGAGGCGCUCAGCUCCUUCUGAAUGGUCGCCGGGCUCCUCGAGGCAACGCGUGGAUGCGCAAAGCAAGCGCUCGCCGGCCGCUCCGUGUUGGCUUCCGUCACAUUGAUGGGCACAAAACAAGUUGAACGGGGCCUAUCGUCGUCCUUGUACAGUCGCUUCCACUUUUGAAUGUUGUCUCCCCCUGCAGGCCACAGGCACACUUGUCGCCUCUGCGUACACACAGGCCAAUCCGAGACGCUACUGUUUCGCAUCCAAUUUGCUCGUCCUGCAUGGGCGUAAGGUACCCGGCCUGGAUUUGAAGUCGAUUCGCAAAUCUGUGUCGAAAGCAAACGAGAUGAAAUCAUCUUCAUCUGCGAUGUCACAAGUUUCGUCUGAAAGGGGUGGGCAAAACGAAAACAAAAAAACGGACUCUACCGUGACCGAUACUUUUUCUUGUGUGCGUGGUUUGAAGUUGAUCUUUGAGUUUGCUUUGUGUUGAAAGCAAUCGAUGUACAAUUUAUCUCGAUACAAAAAGCCACAACUGUGAUGUUCGGCUGAAAGGGGGGGUAACUAAAGGCCGACUCUACCGUUACACCUAUCAAGGCAGCGUGAAAGCGGUUUUGUCGGAUGUUUGACGCAUUCAAGUGCAUCCAGCUGAGCUGUAAAUAAGAUUCUUCAGCCGCCACUGUCAAAUGUCGAGUUGACUUCAAUUUGACAAACCUUGAUUAUCCUGCGAUGGUUUGCAAAAUCUGCCCCCUAAAGCUUAUUUCACUUGAAAUUUGGUGGGCACAACUUUUAGGAAUAGGCCCACAAAAUUCUGAAGAACCUGAACAGGAAGUCCGACAUUUAGGCUUGGAAGCGACCGAUCCGGGGUCAGUUUCCAAAGAUAUGUCUGCUCAAACUUGUACUUUGGGAAAUGCAGCCCCCAGUGCAAGUUUCUCUUGGGGUCAUGAGUUUUGGUUGACUUGUCAAGCAUGACUAGACCCAUAAAAAGUCAUAAGAAGCUGUUUCCAAGAUGAGAACAGGAACUCUGCCUGUCUUUUUUUUUUCCUCCAGUUUUAUUUGGCAAUUUAGCUGCUCCAAAUCCUCACAACAUUAGUUUUUGGUCUAUCAUAAAUAGACCCACAAAAAGUCUCAAGAAAAGAUGCAUGAAGUUUGAUAUGAAGCUCAUUUUAAGCCCUUGUUCCAGGUGUCUUUAUGAUUGCUACCAAAUUUAUGUCCCAGACAGGGCCAUGACGCAAAAUUGACAAAAUCCAAUGCUUUGUUUUUGGUUUUUUUUGUUUUGUUGUUGUUGUUGUUGUUGCGUGGUGAUGGCUUUUGCUCACCAAAAAUGAAAAGUUAACGGGUGCUGCCUGUGUUUCUAGUUGGAAGAGUAAAAUUGGCUGGCGUUGCGCCAGCUAAAGUUGGCCACUCACCAGUUGCGCAGGCGGCGAUGUUUUUCUCGUCAUUACCGUGACGCGAUGAUUUGUUUUGUUGAAAAUAACGAGCAACCUUUCAAUUUGGUUUUUGUGUGCACUCUGUGGCCAUGCGUUUCAAAUGCUUUUUUUUUUUUUUGCUCCACAUGGGCAAUCCCUGUCCUCCUUUUUUGUUUUUUUUCUUUGCUUUGGUGUUCAGCCUGCUUUUCUUCUCUGUCUUAUGUUUCUUGUUUGUUUUUUGUUUUUUCUUUUUUUGUCGGCUCAAUAGUGAAGCUUUUGAGUGCUGCACUUAAGACACUUGAUUCAAUUUUAUAUUUGGUUUCUUGGAGGAUUUUCUUUUUAAAUUUGUUUUGCAUCAUUAGGAGAAAAAAAGAUGAUUUGUCCAGCAAAGUGUUUUUGGAUUUGCUUGUUUGGUUGUUUGAAAAUGUGCUUAAGGUAUUAAAUAAUAAAGGGACCAAAACGCUGAA